Messenger RNA from Stylophora pistillata, 3706 nucleotides. Its product is annotated as TNF receptor-associated factor 4. The record is from RefSeq and is a predicted model, not a curated record. Gene Ontology annotation, molecular function: zinc ion binding; tumor necrosis factor receptor binding; ubiquitin protein ligase binding. Gene Ontology annotation, biological process: regulation of canonical NF-kappaB signal transduction; signal transduction; regulation of apoptotic process. NCBI's taxonomy places the organism in Eukaryota, Metazoa, Cnidaria, Anthozoa, Scleractinia, Pocilloporidae. Gene Ontology annotation, cellular component: plasma membrane signaling receptor complex.
CAAACUCUCUACGUCCUUCCGCCAUUUUCUCACUCAGUUCGAAAAGGCUGAUGGGAUAUUAGCCACAGGAAGCCCGAUAAAAUAAUUCUAAUGCGAAUGACUUCGUGGGGCAGAAUACAAUGCAUCAGGGGAUAGGAUAUUUCCCGCCAAAUCUCCAGCAUCAUGGCGGAAGAGUAGGCUUUUGUACAUUAUGCUAGCAUUUUUUUGAGCAUUUUAGUGAGGCAAAAGCAUUGAGCAUUAUUCGAGCAUUUUAGUGGGAUUUUCCCGGAAAACUAAUUUUUUGCGAGAAAAUAAAAUAGAAAUUAUAAUUAACUUUUUUCAGUCCCGCUUUUAAUUCACGAAAAAACCAAAUACAGCUGAGUGGAGCUGGAGACUGAGGACAAGUCAGCAGUUUUACCUUUCGCGACUCAAAAGGCGGCCAUGUUUGCUUUCUUCGUGACCCGUGUGAGUUACACAGGUCACGAAGAAAAAAGAAACCUGUAUACGUUGUCGUUACUUGCAACACUUGUACGUAAGUGUAAACUUUCAAAUUAAUUUAAAAAAACGUUUGUAUAAUGAGCAUUAUCCGAGCAUUUUAGUUACUUUUUUGGGGGAGACCGAGCAUUUUAGUGGGAAAAAUGGAGCAUUAAGAAAAUGGCGGAAGGACGUAAAGAGUUUGUUUAGCAAGUUAAAAUCAAGUAUAUGGAGACAAAUUCAAUCGAAAAUCCUUUUUAUGGAUCAUUCUUGGGUCAUUCUUGGUCAUUCUUGGUCAUUCCAGCUCGUUCUGGAUCAUUCCAGCUCAUUCCGGCUCAUUCCAGCUUUUUCCAGGUAAUUCCUUGUUUUAGUAACUACCUAUAGGACGCACCCCAAACUUGGCAACUUAAUUAAGCCAAGUUCCCAAAUGGAAAGUUUUGUGAAAAUACUCAGUUAUAUGACGCACCCCAAACUUGGCAACUUGAUGUAUCUGAAAAAGUGAUCACAAUGAUAGUCACAAUAAUAGAACACUAUGAAAGAACACAAUGAAGAACACAACUUCACGGUUGCUCUGGCCAAAUAGCAAAUAGAGAAAAACUCCCAGUUCGACUGCUGAAUAUCAACACGCUACAGAGGAUGCAAGUUUCAGUGCACAAAAAAGGCUGGAUAGACGAAAAAGGUAGGUUUUAUCUCCACAUUGUUUAUUCAGAGACGGAACUUUUAAUUUCGAGCGAGACACAAACACGACUCUAGGUAUUUGAAACAUGGUUUGAACGAUUGUUUUGUAGUCAUGGGUAUCAUGUUACCAGGCACCUUUGUUUGCUUUUAAUAAUUUUGCAGUAAACGUUUGCUUUUGUUGUUGAUCUUUUAAGUUGAUCAGUGUUCUAAAAGCAGUAUUCCUUUUUAAUUCAUAGGAAUAAAGGAUUGGAUUAUACGCGAUCUUUGCUACAUCUCAGACCAAAAAGCCCUGCUCGUGUGGGAUUAGUUACGGUUGUUGCCGUAUAAGAGGCGGUUCUUUCCGAACCACCACAAACAGGACAAAGCUGAAUAAUGAAAUGCUACGUCAGAGGGAUGUAUUUUCUGAUGCAGCCACAAAAAGAACGAUUCUUUCCCUACCCAUCAGAUGUUCCAGUGUAGGAUGCGUUUGGACAGGUGAACUAAGGAAUAGCGAGAAUCACCAGUCAAAUUGUGAUUUCUAUAUUGUAUCGUGCACCAACAAAAAUUGUGACGUGACACUCCAAAGAAGACGUCUCCAAGACCAUGUGACCAACAUGUGUCAGUGGAGGAUCAUCAACUGCUCAUAUUGCGGUGAGCCAUACCCACAUUGUCAGAUGGAGUAUCAUGUACCACAGUGUAACAAGUGUCCAGUGACGUGUACAAAAUGUGACAGUUCAAUUCCCAAAGAAAUGGUCUCAACCCACAUUAAAGAAGAAUGCCCACUGACUGAAAUCCCUUGUCCGUAUAAACAUCUGGGGUGUGAAAUUAUGAUUGAGCGACGACGUGUGGAUUCUCAUCUUCAAUCUGACGUCAAAGCCCACUUGCAUUUAGCUUGUGCAAAAUUAGACGAAACAGAAAGUAGAUGGAAUGACACACAAAGAGAUUUAGUCGCUACAAAGUUAAACCUUACUGAGACUACGUAUAAGUUACAAGAGGCAACGGAUCUCUUACAAAGGAAAGUGUACCCCUGGAAAAUUGGCGGUUUUCGUAAGAAGUUGAGACGAGCAAAGACCGGAAAAAGAGACGUGGUAGAAAGUGAUCCAUUCUACACAAAAGCUGAAACAGAGAGUUAUGGCUACCAGGUUAAAGUUUGCAUUCAUCCUAAUGGCAUUUCCAGCGGCAAAAACACUCACCUUUCGGUUUCCCUUAUGUUACUGAAAGGUGAAUAUGACGCAAUAUUACCCUGGCCUAUGAAUAAGAAAGUGAAGUUCAUACUGAUUGAUCAACAGAAGCAUCCAGACGAAAGGGUAAACGUGUUUGAGGAGCUCCUUACCAAUAGAUGCACAGAAUUUGCAAGGCCUGAAACAGGAGAAGGGAGUGGUUUCGAUACAUUCAUAUCUCAUAGGGAUCUUUUAAACUCGAAGCGCUUCAUUGUGAAUGACACUUUGUUUCUUCAGGUUGAGAUUAAUUCGCCAUGAAUUCUUUUCAUGCAACAGACUUAAAGAUCCGUAAAUCUUUUACAACUAUUCACCGAAGCGGCGAGGUAAAUGUCCUCUGCUAGCCACAAACAUUGAGGCGAACAGUUGCUUCAGUAUAUACUAAAACAAUGAAAUAACGUAGCACAAAAAAUCAAUUUGAACUCGUUUAUUCCUGGAAUGAUUACAAUAUUUUCGGGAGCAAAUACCGCGCGCGUUGCUCGGAGGUGAAUAGAAAAGUAGUGAACAGGCAAGGGCCAAUUCGAAGCAAAACGAAACGUUACCUCGGCAAAUGCUUUACAAAAGUCUGAAAGGAAAAAGUAAAUUCUUACGAGAGCGAAAAAAUAACAAUUACAACACAAACAAUAUGUGAACAGCUCUGCGAUCGAUCGUGUGCGAUCGCGAGCGCAGGCAAUCGCUGGAAUAGAACCAUGUUCUAUUAGUGCGAUCAUAUGUGAACAAAGUUCUGCGAUCAUGCGAUUGGAAUUUGUCCCAUAAUGCUAUAUUUUCCAGCGUGCAGCACUACAAGCGGCAUGAUACCACGACAACCAGUUGUUUAUCAGCUUUUACACGUGUGUGUGUUUUGACAAGAUGGAAGCAUGGUGAAAUUGACACGGAACAGUUUACGGAAGAAAUUAGAAAAUACGAUUGUUUUUUCCGCAUCCAGAAGCGAAGUUCCUUCUUUGACCUAGCAGCGAUUCUCCGUUUAAGUAGAGACGACAGAAGCAGAAUGUCAACACCUAUUAAAAGUCCAGAGUCCUCGGCGUCCAUGAUCGCUGCGAUCGGCUGCGAUCAGCUGCGAUCAGAUGCAAACAUGCGAUUCGCGAUAUUCGGUUGAGUGGUUUCAGCGAUCGUGUGAUCACCUGCGAUCGUCUGCGAUCGUCUGCGAUUAUAAAUGAACCAGGCAUAGGCACAAAAAAACUCUGGUGGCAUAAAAGGGGCGAUACAGCAAAUAGAUCUAACUAAAUUUACAUACAACACGUAACAAAGAAGCAUAAUUAACAAAUACCGAAAAGCAAAAAAGUACACAAUGACAAGUAGGCGAGAGAAGGGAAAAAAGAAAAGACGGAAACAAAGGGAAAAAAUUGCCCCAAGAAUUAGUAGUAACCAAUCAGAGCGCG